GUGUAUCUUCUCUUUCACAACAGCCUGCAAGAGCGUUCACUGAGCUAAUCUUCAUCUUCAGUUUGCUCUUCAAAAUGAACGCUUCUGAUGUGAGGCUACUUUACAGGAAGCGUGACCUCAUUCUGCCUCUGUGCCGCUGAUUGCAUGGGCUGUGUUCAAAAGGAAACAGGGGACUACAUAGACCUGCCUUUCCGAAGCCCCAGAGCUAAUCUCUUCCAGGAAGCUGCAGAAGGAGCACCCUCCACUUAACGUCUCAGAGGCUCUUGUGUUGAUGACGAGAAACUUUUUUUGCAUGCAUGUGUUAGUAGUGAAAUGGAUUUUCCAGAUAAUCUGUAUUACCCAUUAUCCCAGGGUGUGUGAAACAGUCCUUUUCAAGAUGUAUGGAGUAUCACACGUUGCAUCGACACCAAGAACAAGUUCAAGAGCGUUUAAUGGAGAACAUAGACACAGCCUCUCACAAUGUGUUUUUCCAAGUUAUGCUUGUGCAUUUUCGGACGAUGACCUUGCCUAUGAGUGUUGUUCCACAAAUACUCCUCCAGGAUCUCUUUCCAUAUGUCGCCGCAGCCCUCGACUGCUUUCUAAUGGUUAUUACAUUUUGACAGAAGACAGUUUUCUGUCCGAUGAAGAGGGCAACAUAACACUGACACCAUCCCAGACAAGUGUUACAUACAAAGAGAAUUUAGUUCGUGUAUUCAGGCGAAGGAAGAAGAUCCGUCACUCUCUUGCCGGCUUUUUCAAUCUCGAUGCCUCUACUUCAUGGCUCAGCAGCACCAUCCCCAGCAACAUAGAUUCCUCCCAUUUAAAUGAUCCUUGUUCUGAUGGAUGCGAUGAACUAGAAGCCAGUCAGAGUGAUAUUGGUGAUUCAGACUUUCCUUCUGAAUCUAACAGCUAUGACAGCCAUUUGCCACAAACUCCAGCAUCUAAUGGAGCCUCUCUCAGCAAAGAUGACAAGUUCCUUCAGCUUGAGAAACCAUCUUGUGCAUCAGAAUCUAGCUCUCCAUUUAUGAUAAAUGUAAAUGAAGAGACUUGGAGCAAUGCAGAUUCCAGGACAGUGCAAAGUGUCCUGUCUCAGAUGGUUGCACUGGUCACGUGUUUAAUCAUUUCAGUAUGUACAAGAUAUUUUUUGGGAGGACUGUCUGCCACUUUGUUGCUGAUACUUUUAGUUUUUCUUUUGUCCAAAGAUGCUGCUGUGUCAUCUUUCUUCAGUCUUGGCAGAUCUUUCAAGACAACAAAGUUUUGCUCUUCAGCAUCAAACUACUGAACACCUCCUUAUGGCCAUCGUUACACAUGUUCCUGUGGAAAAAAAUAACAGAAUUGUUAGUGUUCUUCCUUCAAAAUACAGUUAAUUUUAGCUUUAUUUUUACUUUUAUUCUGCUCAAACUGUGAGUGAGGCCUUAAUUUCUUGGUGCGUAUCUGAAAGCAGUCAUGUGAAACAAUUGCUCUUAUGUCAAUGAAGUUCUAUGCAGGCAUGGGGUCCUACAAGCCCUUUGAUAACAAAUAAAUGGUAAGAAGUGCUUUGUAAUCCACAUUUUUUAUAAAAAUCGAUGUCUUCUCAUACUUUCUGUAUUAAUUCCUUGUAACGACAUGCUGUCAAUGAUAAUAGAUUUAGAUAGUGGGUGAGUACACAUGGUAAUACAUUUUAGAAGCUUUAUUGUAUCUUAUGUGAGCACUGCCUUUUGGCCCUUAUGCUAAGCAUGAAGAAAAGAAAAAAAAGAGGAAGAAAUGUUAUUAGAAGGAAAGCACUCCUCAGAAAAUCGGGAAUCAGGAUGUGGAGAAACAAUGACUAAUCUAAAUUACCUGGAUUCCCGUAUAAAAAUAUGAGACCUGCAGGUAUUAACUUUACUUUUGAAACACUGAGCUCUAAUUUUCAGCUUGGAUCUUUGCUACAGCAGACUAAAUUACACAUAGAACCUGUGGGUAACCAAAAACUGUUAUCUUGUGACUCCAAGCUUUUAACAAUCUGCUUCUUGAAAUGUCUCCCUGUAUGCCAGUUUAGCUAGGACAGCAUGGAUUUCAUCUUCCUGUGCAACAAAAUGAUGGUAAUGUAUGAGGAUGCUAUUGCCCACCUAAUCAUUCUAUAACUAGUGCUGCUUCCAGUCUGCUUGUCCCCUGCUGUGCUAAAAGCCAUGUUAGCAUAGCUCCAGCUGGUAAACCAGACAUGAAAUGCUGCCUGUGGAAGGGUUAGGUGUGCCCAUGGGGUACACUCAGGCUGGCAGGCAUAAUGGCAGGGGUUUGAAAACUCUGCAGCAAAAGCACACAAAUGAAAGGUCCUGGUGAAAGAAACACCACUAUCCAACCAGCUCUGUGUCUAAGCCAAGCUCAAGCAGGUUAUAACUGUAUUUCUAGCAUUGAAAAUCUGAACAAAUCAUGCCAUGAGGAAAAAGGGGACUUGAAAUUAAGUUAAAAUG
Strigops habroptila (Kakapo) is the source of this 2408-nucleotide messenger RNA. RefSeq names its product transmembrane protein 71 (gene TMEM71). The record is from RefSeq and is a predicted model, not a curated record. Lineage: Eukaryota; Metazoa; Chordata; Aves; Psittaciformes; Psittacidae. The transcript has 10 exons. The coding region runs from base 272 to 1261 and encodes 329 amino acids.